This is a messenger RNA of Cetraspora pellucida, 1455 nucleotides long. Lineage: Eukaryota; Fungi; Glomeromycota; Glomeromycetes; Diversisporales; Gigasporaceae. The record is from the annotation of a GenBank genome assembly.
AUGACAAAAAACAUAAAAGAACUGAUUGGAACCCUGAAUGGCCAAGACAGUUUUCAUGGUUGUGGUACUUUUCGAAAAGAUUAUCUUAAUCAACAUAUUAAAAUAAAUAGUCAUAUAAAUGUGAUAAAAGCUUAUUAUCAACCAGCAAAUCAAAUAGAUUUGUUUACGGGAUUUACUACACAAGCUGAUUAUAAUAAAUUAGAAAUUAUUUCAAAGAUGCAAUGUGUAUAUUUAUGUACACAAAAAUAUCUUCCAAUUUUUGCUUAUCCAAAUAUUAUUAAUUUGAUGAAUUUAAAUCUAAAAAAUCAAACUGAAUUAGUAUAUAAUAGUGAAAUUCAAACUUUAACUCCUCCAUUUUUUGGUCCAAAAAAAGAAAAAUUAGUUAUGAAUUUUUCUGAAAACUCUUCAAAUUAUGUAGAAUAUACUAAUUUGGUUUCUGGAACUACAUUUUUACAUGCAAUUGCAAUAGUAAUUGAGGAAUCAGUUUUAGAAGAAACAAGAAAAUCAUCAGCCUGGAGUUUGUUAAUUAAUGAAAGUAAUACAAUUACAUAUAAUAAAACUUGUAUAAUUGUAAGCAAACAUGUAGCAAAUAAUAUUCCUGUACUUCAGUAUUUAGGAUUAAUUGAAUUAAAAGAAGUAGAUGCAAUAGCAAAAAUAUUAGAACCUUCAAAAUUAUUACAUUUUGGAAGUGAUGGUGAUAGUAAAAUGAUAGGAGUUCGAAAUGGCAUUGCUACAAAACUUAAAAAGUUAAAUCCUUUUAUAAGUAAUUGUUAUUGUAUUGCUCAUCGAUUAGCUUUAGCAGAAAAAGAUUCAGCAAAUGAUGUACCUUAUUUUCUUGAUUAUGAAAUUACAAUUAAAGAACUUUAUGUAUAUUUUGCUAAUUCUCAUACAACAAAAUUUCUUGCAGAUAUUUUAUCAAUAAUUUCAGCAUUAUGUAAAAUAUUUCAAUCCAAUUAUGUAACUUUUUCAAAUAUUCAUCAAGAGUUAAACAAAACAAUUUAUUCUAUUACUAUUGAAUUUAUUGUAUAUCCUGAUGAAAAUAUUAAACCAACAUUAGGAACACAUUUACAUGAUUAUUUAUUAUAUAAUGCUAUAUGUAUUUUUGAUUUUAAACAAGUUCCAACAACAAUACAACAAAUGAGUAGUUUUGGAGAAGAAGAAAUUGUGUAUCUUGCAGAAUAUUAUAGUAUAGAUCAAAUUGAAAAUGGAUGGGUGUUUAUUUUUUGUACUACUCAAUUUAUUACUCAAUAUCCUAAUUUAAUUCAAAUUAUUCAUUUAGUAUUUAUAGUUCCUGUUUCAAAUAGAAAUGUUGAACAUAUAUUUUCUCAACAAAAUUUAAUUAAAACAAAACUUCAUAAUCUGAUGAAAUUAAAUACACUUAAUUCUUAUUUAAUGAUAGUUAUGAAUGGGCCUUCUUUAGAUAAAUUUAAUUUUAAGAAAGCAUAUGAAUUAUGA